GGAACUGCCCAAGUCACCUUCCGCCCUCCGACCCCAGGACCCGGCCCGGCCGCCCGCAUCCCAUUCCGGGCCUCACCGCCCGCCUGGGCCUCCGGCCCCAGGACUUUGACCCGGAGGGAAGCCCCGAGCCCCCAGAGUGAAGGCAGAACCCCUAGGACGCUCCACGUGCGUGCUCGCCCUCUCUGUUCCACCCUCGGCGUUUGUUUUUCCUAUUUUGAGGUAGGAAAAGAACACCACCCAUCAGGAGGCCACGGGGCAUCCCUCUUCCGCCAAGAAUUCUUCGCAGGAACCCCGGGAAAGGGGUGCUGAGCCCUCCAGGUCUGGAGAUGGACAGGCGGGCACUAGGAGGGGUCUCGGCAUACGAAGGUGCAGCCGGCUCCGGAGCCCCUCGUGCCCCUACCUCCGCCUGCCACCCUCAGGGCACUUAGCCGUCCCAGGUCCCGGCUCCCCGAGUGCCCUGCGCGAUCCCCCGGGGAGCCGGAGUUGCCCAGCUGGACGCACGUUGAUAUGUUUGUCGCUUUACAGAAACUGAGCCAGGAGGGAUAGAGCUCGGUCUUAGAGAUAAAGAUGGAGAAAAUGCGUAUUUAUCCUUUAAUAUAUUUACAUAGUUAGAUGUUCCGUGUUUCUAAUGCACAUAAAUGGCACAAAGGCCGUCCGCCCCGCACGCCCAGCGCGUGGUCCUCGCCAGCCGGAUGUUGACGGCGUCGCGUAGCAACAGGAGAUGGCGGAGCCUGGCGGCCGGGCUGGCGGGUCUCACCUGGAAGGCAAAUCUUCUGAAGGAGAAGAGGACCAGAAUCAUGAAGGCAACAGGGUAUCACCGAAAGAGAAGAGCAGUGACCAGAGAAAUGAAGAAACUGAGGGUGCUACAGAGCAUUCAGAAGGGGAAAUCAAAAAUGAUGGGGAAGUCACAGCCCAGGGGAAAGAUGAAGAUGACGAGGAAGUUGAAAUCCAAGGGGAAAUGGAAACGGAAGAGGAAUUCGAAUUUGAAGAGGAGUUAGAAUCUGAUAUUGAAGCCACAGCCCCUGAAGGGGAAGUCACUUCUCCAGAUCUGGCAUACUCAGACAUCAGUCCUGGGGAGGUCGCCAGAGAUGAAGUUGGCCCCACAUGCCGGCAUGAAAGAGCAAGGAGGAAAACAGAUCUGGAAGAGAGAGAGGCCCCCGGCCCAUCCAAAUCCAGAGGAGUGGGAGUCAUCUCCACAGAGCCCUCCCAGCAAGUAUCAGGCUCAUCUGAGCAAAUGGACCAGGAAUCGGGAGCGCUCCGGCAGAAGGUCUUUCCUCUGGGGGCUCAGCACCGCCUCGGACAGAGCCGGGGGAGCAGCAACACAUCCCUGGACUUUGACGAGCCGCCUCUGGUUACCGAGGGCCCCUCCACGCAGGAGCCAGAGCCUGAUGCCCACCCCAGGGAAGGAGCCACAUCCUCAUUCCUGGAAGGGAUCCAGCAGUUAAGCAUGGCCGAGGAAGGAGGCCCGGUGGAGACUGUGGCGUCUGAGGCCAGCGACGAGGCCGAAGGAGACAGAUCCCAGCUGGUGGUUUUGGCCCCAAACCAUCCCCUGAUGGUAAGAUUCCAGGCUGCCCUGAAGAACUAUCUUAACCGGCAAAUAGAGAAACUGAGGCUGGAACUUCAAGAGCUGGGCGUGGCCACCAAGCAAAGCCGAGUCCAGCGGCAGGAGCUGGGGGUGGACCUAUACGGGG
This is a messenger RNA of Physeter macrocephalus (sperm whale), 1691 nucleotides long. Its product is annotated as coiled-coil domain-containing protein 40-like. The annotation marks the transcript as partial. Gene Ontology annotation, cellular component: cilium; cytoplasm. The record is from RefSeq and is a predicted model, not a curated record. Lineage: Eukaryota; Metazoa; Chordata; Mammalia; Artiodactyla; Physeteridae. Gene Ontology annotation, biological process: epithelial cilium movement involved in determination of left/right asymmetry; axoneme assembly; heart looping. The transcript is spliced from 7 exons.